This is a messenger RNA of Lepidothrix coronata (blue-crowned manakin), 4676 nucleotides long. It is a transcript of the gene KCNA6, whose product is annotated as potassium voltage-gated channel subfamily A member 6. NCBI's taxonomy places the organism in Eukaryota, Metazoa, Chordata, Aves, Passeriformes, Pipridae. The transcript has a single exon. Gene Ontology annotation, molecular function: delayed rectifier potassium channel activity; protein binding. Gene Ontology annotation, biological process: potassium ion transmembrane transport; protein homooligomerization. The record is from RefSeq and is a predicted model, not a curated record. Gene Ontology annotation, cellular component: voltage-gated potassium channel complex; membrane. Bases 1 to 1560 code for a protein of 519 amino acids.
AUGCGGGCGGAGGAGCCGCUGGCGCUGGCGGCCCCGCGGGCGGGCGAGGCGGAGGCAGAGGCGCCGGGCGAGGAGCGGAGCGCCGGCGGCGGCAGCUGCUGCAGCAGCGAGCGGCUGGUGAUCAACAUCUCCGGGCUGCGGUUCGAGACGCAGCUGCGGACCCUCUCCAUCUUCCCCGACACGCUGCUGGGCGACCCCAGCCGCCGGGUGCGCUACUUCGACCCGCUCCGCAACGAGUACUUCUUCGACCGCAACCGGCCCAGCUUCGACGCCAUCCUCUACUAUUACCAGUCCGGGGGGCGGCUCCGCCGGCCGGUCCAUGUGCCUCUCGACAUCUUCCUGGAGGAGAUCCGCUUCUACCAGCUGGGCCAGGAGGCCAUCGAAACCUUCCGGGAGGACGAGGGUUUCAUCCAAGAGGAGGAGAAGCCCCUGCCCCAGCACCACUUCCAGCGUCAGGUCUGGCUGCUCUUUGAGUACCCCGAGAGCUCUGGGCCGGCCCGCGCCAUCGCCAUCGUCUCCGUGCUGGUCAUCCUCAUCUCCAUCGUCAUCUUCUGCCUAGAGACCCUGCCGGAGUUCCGCCAGGAGCCCAAGGGCACCCAGCCUGGCUUCGGGGAGGCAGCACCGCUCGGCGACGAGGCGCUGCUGCUGCCGCCGCCGCCGGCCCCGAGCGGGACCCCGCCGCCCCUGCGCCCUGCCGCCGGCGCCGGCCCCUUCUUCACGGACCCCUUCUUCCUCAUCGAGACCCUGUGCAUCAUCUGGUUCUCCUUCGAGCUCCUCGUGCGCUUCUUCGCCUGCCCCAGCAAGCCCGAGUUCUCCCGCAACAUCAUGAACAUCAUCGACAUCGUGGCCAUCAUCCCCUACUUCAUCACCCUGGGCACUGAGCUGGCCCAGCAGCAGCAGCAGAAACAACAAUCUGGGGGCAGCAGCAACAACGGGGGCCAGCAGCAAGCCAUGUCCCUGGCCAUCCUCAGGGUCAUCCGUCUGGUCAGAGUCUUCAGGAUCUUCAAGCUCUCCAGGCACUCCAAGGGGCUUCAGAUCUUAGGGAAGACUCUCCAGGCCAGCAUGAGGGAGCUGGGCCUCCUCAUCUUCUUCCUCUUCAUCGGGGUGAUCCUCUUCUCCAGCGCUGUCUACUUUGCAGAGACUGAUGACCCUGACUCCCUGUUCACCAGCAUCCCUGAUGCUUUUUGGUGGGCAGUGGUGUCCAUGACCACCGUGGGCUACGGGGACAUGUAUCCCAUGACCAUUGGUGGCAAGAUUGUGGGCUCCUUGUGUGCCAUUGCAGGUGUGCUCACCAUCGCCCUCCCCGUUCCUGUCAUUGUGUCCAACUUCAACUACUUCUACCACCGAGAGACUGAUCAUGAGGAGCAGUGCCAGUACACCCACGUCACCUGUGGCCAGCAACAGUCACCCUUCUUUGAGCCUAAGAAGGGGGACAGUAACCAGUCUCUCAGCAAAUCUGAAUUCCUGGAAGCAGAAGACCUGGAGUCCAUGAAAUACUCCAACUUCAUUCCUCCCAGUAACCAGGGUUUUAAAGAGAAGAAGAUGCUGACAGAGGUGUGAUCAGUUACGUUCUCCUGGGUCCAGACAUGGAGCUGCGAGCUGCUGUACAGCAGCCUUCCUACAAGCAGCUGGAUCUAUUCAGCAUUUACAUGCCAGACUGUGAAUUGUGAUACCGUAAACAGAAUGAUUGUGAUAAUGGGCUCUUCUGUCCUGAUUUGCUGUUUCUCAUUACUGUGUGCGGCCAGAAAUGUUCUUGCUUUAUUCCGUGGAGUGCUAGCUGUCAUCCCCACUCCCCUGUGAAUUUCUUUCUCUGCUUUUGAAGACUGCUUUUAACCCAACAUUUGCUCUGAAACCAAGCAUUGUUACUCCACUGGCAGAGAAGCCCUUGCCACUACUUCGGCUGAAGGAUUCAGCAGAGUGAACAGUUAAAGGGGCCGCAAACAUCUGGCUCAAGCUGUGCCCUUGGUUCCUGUGCCGGCGCGGUGCCCUUGGCUGUGGGAUCGGUCACGCCUGCCAUGCCAUUGCCUUUGAAUAAUGGAAACGCUGCAGCCAGGAGCACAGCGAGCUCUGCAGCUGUAGGGGAGAGUCAGCAAGCAGAUGCCUGCCUUCUUUGCAACCCUUGGCAUGCUAAAGAUCCUCUUUUUGGUUUGUGUUUCAAGAGAAAAAAAAAGGUACAUAGAUCUGAAGGCUCUUUUGCUGCUCGUCACCGUAUAUACCAUGUAUCAAAAACAGGCUUGUAGCAGUCAACAGUACUGGUGAUGAUUCUCUGUAUUUUGAGCUUAUCUCAGCCUUAUUUAUGCCAGUGCCCUGAUGUUAAUUGGCCUUUAUAGUACCAACUUAAUCUUCAUAGUGGUAAGUGCCUUCUGAUGCAAGGCGCAUUUGAGUAAAUUCAUUUGUUAUCUCCACACAAUAGCGUUUAGUAAGAUGUGCUUUGUGCCUCAGAUACCCAGCUCUGUAUUUGGGCAUGUGAGAGCAGUUGACUCCACUGCUUUUUUUCAUUGAGCAUUCGUAUAGCUGAGGGAAGUUUGCAUGGUAGUAUUUUGUUGGCAAGGCUGAAAAAUUCUGACCACAGGCAGCUGCACCUGUGCUGUGGGAGGAUCUCAAAGGUUUAACGACUCACAGGCAUAAAUUGCUUCAGGGUAAGGGCGUUAACAUUUGAGACUGUGGUUACAAACUUCCCUAAGCUACCUGCACAAACCCAACGGUUUCAAAUGAGGGGAGAAGCAACUAGCCUUGAAGGGAUGCUUUUGCUGUAUGACUGAUCCAGCCAGUGUUUGGUGUUCCAUGGAUAGAAGGGACAGCAGUGUUUUUUGCACUGGGUUUUAUGAGAGCAGUAUAUGCCAGCAAUGCAAGAUAUGCAUAGCUUGGCCUGCAGUGCCGGGUUUGCCAAGAUUUGUGUCUUAAGAUGCACAUUUUGCUUCUGAGAUCAUUGAAUUAGUUUCAGUCAGCUCUGCCUUACAUCGAAGUUUAAAAUGUUUCAGCUGCUGCCAGCAGGUGAAAAGGGGGAAUGGAUGCUUUCAGAUUCUACUGGCAAAUUUUUCUGCAAGGAAAAGCCUUUCUUGUUUAAAAUCUAAGUGUAUAUUUUGCAUUCACAUGUCUGCAUGUGUAUGAAAGCAAAGGCAGCCGUUAAUGCCUUGCAUGAUCUUGUAUGAUAUGCAUAUUAGAAUGUACUCCAUAUUGCAUGUGACGCAUGGAAUACAUAAACCAGACAUAAUAUCCAGGUGCAAAAUACAUAGAAUGCGUUUUAUGUAUAUAUAAUGCUUUUCAGCCAUAAGACUGAGAAUGCUAAAGGCAUAUCAUGGAAUCGUAGAAUGGCCUGGGUUGGGAGGGACCUAAAAGAUCAUCUGGUUCCAACCCUUCUGCUGUGGACAGGGACACCUUCCACUAGAUCAGGUUGCUCAGAGCUCCAUCCAUAUACUUUAAUAUAGUUAGAACUGGCUGUGAGAAGGGAUCUGUUUGCAUCUUCAUUACCCUGCCUGUUUGCAGUCAUCUUGAGAUAUGGCUCCAUGCCUAGAGUGCUUUUACUGUGGCCUCUCCUCAUCUGGGCCCUGGUCAUAUGGUAGAAGUUGUUUGUGCAAAUCCUGACUCUGCUCCAUUUCUCCAGAGCCCUGUUAUCCUCUCCAAGGUUUUUAGCAUGCGGGGAUCUCCCGUGGGGUCAGCACACAACCAUUGCAUUAAAAUCUCUGUUCUCUCUCUCUGAAAUCAGGAGGAAAAUGCCACUUGUGUCAGUCUGGGAGAUACAGGCGUGGUGUGGUGAGGGCUCGUAGCUCAGAGGAGUGUGCCUGAAUAGUGUAUAAUUUCUCUUUGCUUCCUUGGGAUUGAGGCAAAGGUUUGUGGAGCUCUGGGCCUUGGGAGCCAUUCUGCAUCCCUUGAAGAGUGUAAUCAGCUGGUGGGUAAGUUGUCCUGGUGAAUAAGUGGGACUGAGGAAGGAGAUCAGCAUGGUGGCAUCUCUGUUGAUUUUGUCUAAAAGGACCCAAGUCCAGGUCAUUGAGUUUAUUGAGUAAAAAGCUGGUGUUGUUGUUAGUUGUGUUUCAGGGUCACUAUAAUGAGAUCUUUACUGAGAGGGCAAGAGAGGGACUUCCCUUCGAAUUUCAUGUUGCUGGAAACCAGCCAAGGAACCUGCUGUUUAAGAGGAAUGUUUCAAGGCUCCUGCCCUAUCUUAGCAGAAUGCCCAUGUUUGGGGAUAUUUUAUGCCUGAGUGUAUCAGCUGAUAGAAGUUUCCCCAAAGUAAGAUAUAAAAAACUCAGGUUAAAACAUAAGUUCGGGAGGAGUCAUGAGACGCACGCUGAGCCUGUGUCAAAAAAUUCCUGUGCUCGUUUCUUCCCUUCAGCCUGGCCCCGUUGCCCUUACCAGAGCCCUCCCUGCUCAGAACAGGUUGUUCUCCUGACCAACAUGACAGACCUCUGGGCAUGGAGACUCCGGCAAAAAAAGAGAUUUCCUGUUCUCUGGUGAAAUUCAGCAGUGACUUUCUAGUGGGUUUUAAAAGUCUUCAUACAGACGAGGGGCAUGCAUACCCAAGGUGCGAAGGAAUUCUGUUGUAAACAGGCAGCUUUGUGCAGAUUUUGUCAUCCACAUUUUUAAUUUUUCAAAAGAAAGUGCAUGUAAAAAUGUGCAAAGCAGGAGUGGUGUUUGUUCCCUGGAUUUUCUGUGUUAGAGCGAAGAGAAAUGCAAAAAGC